Anopheles stephensi (Asian malaria mosquito) is the source of this 1046-nucleotide messenger RNA. RefSeq lists its product as uncharacterized. NCBI's taxonomy places the organism in Eukaryota, Metazoa, Arthropoda, Insecta, Diptera, Culicidae. The transcript is spliced from 2 exons. Bases 210 to 974 code for a protein of 254 amino acids. The record is from RefSeq and is a predicted model, not a curated record.
UUGUUUCGUCGUGAUUUUCUGAAAGAUAUCCUGGGCAUAGUCAUCCUGUAGUUGUACUCUCCAAAGUAUGGAUUUGAAUCGAUAGGAUUCAAAUGUGCUGUCCUCUUGGUAAUAAUCUUACUUGCCAAAGAUCUUACGGGUACAAAUACCGAAGGCAUACCUGAAGCGAUAUCUUCUACAGAGCACCAUAAAAUGGCAGAAAUGCGCUAAUGCUUCCUUCAGUCAUUAGCGAACCUUUCAAACUUAAGCACUCAUUCCCUAAGCAAAUUGGAUGGAAGAUGAAGAACAUCUUUCUGACCGUCGUUACACUAUCCGGGCUCUACAUGUUGCCCAUCUGUUCGGGACAUCUUCCCUACUUCAACAACCGACCAACACCUUCAAGAGUAGUUGCCAAGCCAAACUACUGGUACACACACGGCUCUCAUGCUUCGUAUUACCACCAGAAAGAGAACUUUGCAAGAUGGCCACAUGCUUCCUCUAAACCGCUUGGUCCUUUCCCCUGGCAGAAGAAAAUUCUCUCACCCCAGUACAACACCCACAGGCCAUCCUCUUCGACCAUGAUACAUACUGUAAAGCAUAACCGUCCACCUCCAGCUCAACAUCCAAUCGGGGAAGCUACACCGGAGGAUGGAUCGAAUCUUUCGAUCUUAAUACAUCAACUUCAGCAAAAGCUGCAACAAGUGGAGCAACAGCUAGCCGAAAACGGUACUCCCAAACCGGACGAUCCGCAGCAAGGCGUGAUUGAAGCAGCAGGCCCUAAACCACAUCCGCAGCAAAUGGAGGAACCGGACAGCGAUCCUUUUUGGGUGAAAUUGGAUGUCGUAAACAAGCCGCUAGACCCUGAACGUUUAGUGAAAACCAUCAAAAUACUGUUGGAAAAUUUAAAAGAAUCCACCACCCCGCCGCCGGCGGACACUUCCGACGAGAAUGUGUACAAUUUAAUCGACAUUCGGGGUAAUUUUCUAACGCGCUAGAAAUUACUUGCAUAUUGCAGUACAAUAAAAGUGCUUAUUACCGGUCGAAUUGUUUCGCGGUUGGUUUAUUUA